Molecule: messenger RNA, 357 nt
Organism: Aspergillus oryzae RIB40
Lineage: Eukaryota; Fungi; Ascomycota; Eurotiomycetes; Eurotiales; Aspergillaceae
Exons: 2
Coding region: 1-357 (118 amino acids)
Source: RefSeq, a predicted model, not a curated record
AUGGCUGGUAUCCCCCCCGAGAAUUCCUAUUUCGUGGCUCAGGAUGCCCAGGAUAUGCGUGACCGACUCCCUCAAACCGGCAAUCUGCAGAUCCUGUUGUUCAUGGAUGUCGUCCAAGGAGUAUGCGUCGAACCAGGCACACAUUUCUUCCUGGAACCUGUCACUCCAACGAUCGCGAGAGGUGGGAAAUACCCAACGCCAGUUCGGGAGGCAAGAGGCCAAAUUGUGGCCCUUGGAGGUCAUGGAGGAAAAGAGCUCUUCGGCGAACUCAGGUCCAUUACUCCCGCGGCCAUGAAGCAAGAUGGCUGUGUGCGUGUGCGAACUUUGCGCCUGAGCCAUGACCAUAUAAUUCACUAA